Messenger RNA from Chenopodium quinoa (quinoa), 2451 nucleotides. RefSeq names its product asparagine synthetase domain-containing protein 1-like. The transcript is spliced from 14 exons. Bases 53 to 2032 code for a protein of 659 amino acids. The record is from RefSeq and is a predicted model, not a curated record. Gene Ontology annotation, molecular function: asparagine synthase (glutamine-hydrolyzing) activity. NCBI's taxonomy places the organism in Eukaryota, Viridiplantae, Streptophyta, Magnoliopsida, Caryophyllales, Amaranthaceae.
GCAAGUAGAAAGGAGAAGGUGGAAGAGGAGAGAGAGGAGAAAGGAAGAGAAAAUGUGUGGAAUUUCAUUGAUAGUAGAUGGCAUUUGCUUUGAUUUAUCCUCCAUUAAUACCAUUCAACAAUCAUCUUCAGAUGCUACUUUUGAACAAUAUACAUUUGCAAUUGAUGACUUGAAAGCCGGUUUACGGAGACGAGGUCCUGAUAGUUUGGGGACCAAAAAGGUUAUCCUUGAAGUGAAGGAUGCAGAAGUACAUUCUUAUGUUGCCAGGGACAAGGAAACUGAAAGGGAAAUCUCUUGUUUGCGUGCUAUGCGUGAUUGUAAACCCUUUUCUGAUGGAGACAGUGGGAGUGGAAUGCAGCAGUCUGUUGCAGAGAUGUGCUUUGUUGGUGCUGUAUUACAGUUGAGGGGAACAAAGCCAGUUGUGCAGCCGUUAGUCAGUGCAACUGGGAAUGUCCUCAUAUAUAAUGGUGAAAUAUAUGAUGGGCUUUAUGUGAGCUGUGACAGCAACGAUACUAAUGUCCUUUUGCAGUCUUUGGAAGACUGUUGCUGUUGCCAAUCCCAUGAAAAUGUGAGCAGCUGUAGCGGAAAACCAAUCCCCGAACUUCUUUCAUCUAUUAAGGGGCCAUGGGCCGCAAUAUAUUGGCAGGCUGCCUCCAGGACUUUGUGGUUUGGCAGGGAUGCAUUAGGGAGGAGGAGUCUUCUUGUUCAUUGGCCCACUUCAGAAGAUUCUCGGCUUGUUCUAUCUUCUGUAUCACCAGCAUGUACUUCCCAGGAGCCUGAUUCUGAAGUUGAAGGUAGAGCUAGUAACAUUACAUACUGGGAAGAGCUUCCCUGUGGGGUGUACAGUAUUGCUGUUGAUGCAACAGAAGCUGGUGCCUGUCUAGCUGGAAAAAUCAGAAAACAUGAAUGGAUGAACUAUAUGCUAAAAGAUCUGAUCAAGUGGGAAAGAAAGCUGAUUGAACCUAAGCUUAUGGAGUUUAAUUCUUCCAAUUGCUCGUCACUUUUAGGGAACUCAGACAUCCAUUCAGCAUCUUGCAAUGGAACAUUGCACUCUUCAUCUAUUUCACCAGCUGACAGGGUCUUGGCUGCCCUGAGAAAAUCCAUCACACGACGUUCUACCCAAAAUACAAUUUAUAAGCAGGAAGCUUUGCAUGAUGGACGAGAGAACUCUGUUCCUGUGGCUAUUCUAUUUUCAGGAGGGUUAGAUUCCAUGAUACUGGCUGCAAUACUGCAUGAAUGCUUAGAUGCCGGAUAUGACAUUGAUUUGCUAAAUGUCAGCUUCAAUGGCGAAGCAGCUCCUGAUCGAAUUACUUCUAGAGCAGGACUGAAAGAACUGGAAAGAAUUGCACCUUUGAGAAGGUGGAGACUUGUGGAGAUUGAUGCCGAUCUCUCAAAUCUAACCAUGGAGAUGAAGCAAGUUAUGGCUCUAAUCAACCCUGCAAAAACUUACAUGGACCUGAAUAUUGGUAUAGCACUAUGGUUGGCUUCUGGUGGUGAUGGUUGGGUGCAUGAACUAGAUACUUCUGCUCCGCAUGAAGGCUAUCAGCGCUUCAGAUACAAGUCUGAAGCAAGAAUAUUACUAGUUGGUUCUGGUGCUGAUGAGCAAUGUGCUGGAUAUGGUAGGCAUAGAACAAAAUACAGAAAUAGCAGUUGGCUUGGCCUACAUGAAGAAAUGAAGUUGGACAUGCAGAGAAUCUGGAAAAGAAAUCUUGGGAGAGAUGAUAGAUGUAUUGCUGACAAUGGAAAAGAGGCAAGAUUUCCGUUCUUGGAUGAGGACGUCAUAAGGAUUUUGCUUGACUUUCCACUAUGGGAGAUCGCGAACCUCAAUCAGCCAAGUGGCAAGGGUGAUAAAAAAAUUUUGAGAGAGGUUGCUAGAUUGCUUGGUUUACAUGAAGCAGCAGUUCAGCCAAAACGAGCUAUUCAGUUUGGCUCCAGAAUAGCACAAGAAUCAAAUCGUAAGAAUUUUGGCAGCAACCGUGCAGCAAAUCAAGCAUCUGCUGGCAGUGUAGCCUUCCACAAGUCAUCGAGCUAAGAUCUCGUGUUACCUGGUGAGCGUGCUGAUGGCGUUGGUGAAUGAUUGGCAGAUGUUCUCUGUUUGGUUCCCAUUGAAGAUUUGCAUACGAGUGUAGAUGCAUAGUGAUUUUCCAGCCAUCAAAUUCUGUGGAGCAUGACAAAUUUUUGCUUCAAUGGUUUUUAUAGCCCUUGAAUUUUGUAUUUUCAAAGGUUCCAACUUCCAUUGAUUAGUUGAACAAUGUAACCAUAUUCAAUUAGUAUCAAAAUCAUUUUGGAAAAUUCUACAUGGUGGCCUCAAUGCCUCAUAUUGUUGCAAAUUCCAUUUGGUGGAUUUUUUUUUGCCAUAUUCUCAAGUGAUCAUUAAGUGACAAACAUAUGCUUGUGCAUACACAAAGAAUCAAAGUACUCAAAUUAAUUAAAAGAUUAAGUUAAAUUUAA